CAGUAUCGUCUAGUGGUACAUAAUAUCAUUAUAUUUACAAAACAAAACAAAACUGGAUCGAAAGAACAUGCAAAAAACUUCCCAGCCAAAAUUUCAAAUCCAAAGUCUACACGUAUUUUGAUAUGUAUAAAUUCUUGAAAGUCAAAUUAAAGCUAUGUUUUAAAAAAUCAGAAGUUUAUUUUACUGAGUGUUGAAAUUUUGUGAGCAUAUUAUUUUCAACUGCCCUCCUCAAUCGAUUGGAAACUGUUUCGAGUUGCUUUGAGCAAUUCUGGAGCCUCAGUAAUUUUUUUGAAGACGUAAUCCUAAUAAAAUUACGUGUGAGUAAUUAAAUUGGAAAGCUGAAAUUCCACGUGCCCCACAUAUUUUUUCAAUCUCGAAAAUUGGUUAGUGGGAAAGCCGUUCCGCAGCCUCCAGUUCAUUUUUGGAAUUCUAAUUUGCCAAAUACCUACAUUAUUGUACUUCGAAAUUUAUCAGAAUACGUAAGUAACUUACAUGAAUAUGAACAGAUGCAUGUUGGGGGGACUUACUCAUGCAACCGAUCAUGCACCAACUUGACGAAAUAUUGGUUUUUGCCAGCUUGGCGUUUUCUUUUCUGAUUCAGAGUCGAACACAUUCUUUUAUGAGGUACUCGAUCAGAAACCGUGUUUUUAUUUAUGGAAAUGCCAUGAAAUUUGUUCUCUCAUGGAAGCUAUUUUACCUGGUUUUUCAACUGAAACCCUUUUGAGAAUAAACACCCUCACUCUCACCUGCUCACAGUGUCUCUAACAAUACUUAAGUAGGAACUUGAUUUUUUAGUCACAGCCGAGGGGUUCUGAUCAGUGAUCACCCAGUGGAUUUAGAGAGUCAAGUCACAUGAUUGUACUCAGGGUCCUUUGGAUCGUUCUGGGCACUGAAUAUUCUUCUAAAAUUUUUUUUACCCUUUCAUUAUUUUUUUCUAUGAGCUUUUCGUGAGCAAUAUUCUUAAGUAAUAUUUCAAAAUUAAGAAAUGCUUACUCGAAUCACACCUUCGUGCAGAAAUUGCGAAAGUAUUUUUGCAAGUUUUUUGAAAGUUGGCGUAAAAGAGGUAUAAAGAAUAGCUGUCAUUACUGUUGACAAGUUAUGAAGUUCACACCGAGUUAAGAUUUUGCUGAAGGAAAGCUCGUUAUUGAUUCAGUUUUUAAUUUUAUUGUGUGCGAUAACACGUACAGUAGGGUUGUUUUCAUAUUUUUUUCGCUCAUGUUCGCACUCGGUAACAUUGAAAAAUGAGCUAAUCGGACGUAUUGUGAUAGUGACAAUGACUACGUCAUUUAUAAAAAUCUGUACGUAUAAUCGUUUUUUUCUCUCUGUAUAUAUUUUGGAGGCCUUCGCGCUACAGUAUUUCUUAUUUUCGUAUUUAUUUGCAAGUCUACGCGUAAGCAGAACUAUUCGAGUUGAAUUCGUACGCGAAAUUUGGGUUAAUUGAAUAAGAUCAAGUUACCAGAUUAAGGAAAAUGAAACGUCGAUUUGCCGGAUGAUUAAGAGACAUGCGAUGCAUGUGAAAAUCAGAUUUCCAUCGGAAUGAAUACGACAAAAGAGGGUAAAAAUUUCUCUUCCAAGGAUGGGGAUGAUUUUGAACAUUUACCGGCACGGUCUCGAACUCCGGUAUAUAUUCCACAUGGUAUGGAACUCGCCCUUCCGUCUCCCGCCAAUCACAAACGCACUGGGAAUUUGGCUUCGCCUUCGAAUGAGUUUUGGAAUCCGUCGCACGACAGGUAUUGUCUGACUUCAGGAACAGAAGUUAAUAUUACAAAUAAUACUACAGUACUUGUAGUAGAUGUGCCUGUGAAACCGAUUGAAAAGCUUAAAAGAGCCGUCAAAAAAAUGCAGAGAUUGUCUAGAAAAGAAACAAGUCUUCCACGAAAGCCCGAUGUGAAUCUUUCCAGAUCGUCAUCUGUGCGGCCUUCAGAUGUUAAUAGACAUAUUUCAAGGUAUGAUACGGGUCGUUCAAGUUUGCGGCUGGAUCGAGACAGGGAUCGGGAUCGAGAUCGUACUCGCAGAGGGUUAAAUUCAGAGACGAGUUCAAUCGCGGAUAAAUCAGAAAUGGACGCUGGACAAUUGUUGAGGGAAAAUACCGACCUUAGGCAAAGGCUAGAAGACGAAGAAGCGUGUUAUCGUCGUAAAAUAGAUACAUAUCGUCUUGCUCAACAACAUCAGGCUACUUUAGUCAGCAGAUUACAGUCAAAAGUUUUGCAGUAUAAAAAACGCUGCUCGGAUUUAGAAACUCAAAUCAAAGACAAUAUACCGCUUUUCGAUUCGAUAAAACAAUACAAAGCAAUCACAGCACCUCCAGGAUCAGCGUUAGAUGCAGCUCAACAGCAUCUACGUGAUUCGCAAGAUGAACCUAUCGUUGAUUUCGAAUCAGCGUUGAGAAGAUUGAGUGACGAACAAACUAGAAAUGAAAAAUUAACGAAAUUGAACCUGGCGUUAAGAGAACAACUUGAAGAAUCUCAACAAACUAACGAAUCAUUGACCAACGAUUUGCAAAAACUCGCCGGCGAUUGGCAAAAAAUGCGCGAUGAAAUGGUGGAAAAAGAAGAAGAAUGGAAAGAAGAAGAACAGUUCUUCAACGAAUAUUACAAUACGGAACAUAAUCGAAUGCUGAAUUUAUGGAAAGACAUUAUAUCGAUGAAAAGGUCGUUUUCCGAAAUUCAAUCAGCUACUCAACGAGAUUUGAGUAAACUGCGUAAUGAAGUCAGCUCAACGUCCAAUGAUAUGAUAGCCACGUGUAGCAACCUAUUAACGAACACAACUCAAAAUAUGAUAGCUGGGAAACAACAAGAAAUGAAAAAAGAAAAUUACGAAUUGCAAAGUCGAAUUAAUAAAUUGAAAAUAGAUUACGAUAACGCAAUGGAACAAGUCAAGCAGAAAGACGAUAAAAUACAGCAGUUAUCUAAAGAAAUCCAAUUAUUGAAUAAAAAAGUAUCAGAGACGGAUGAAAGUAUUCAGGAAAUUUCGCAAUUGCAAGACGAAGUCAAAUUGUUAUUGAAUGGCCUCAGUGAAAUUGCUCAAACCGUUGUCCACGAUGCCGAUUUGAAGGAUAUCGAUAUAAUACAAUCUAUGCCCCAUAUACAUCUUUCAUCUAUGAUGGCUGCUCCAUCGAGGUCACAAUCCGAAAACGUUCUCAGAGUUCAUUCGGCUAAUGCGUUCGUUGAAAAUACUAUAUCCGGGGUUCAAGCAGCAUUGUACAAGUAUCAGUCUCAAAUACACGAAUUACAGGUUAAAAUCUCAUCUCUAUCAGAGCAAUUAUUAUCGACCGAUAAGCAGAACGAGAAUCACGCCGAUAUGCAGAGGAAAUUAAUGGAUAAGAUUGGCGAACAAAACGAUGAAUUAGAUUCUUUAAAAGCUGAAUUAAAUUUACUCAAUCAGGAAAAGGAAUCUUUGGCAAAGGCGUUAGAUUCAGCCAGAGCAGAGAAAUUUGCGGUUGAGAAAAAUCGAGCCGAAAUCAGCAAUAUGCUAGAAUCUGUCAACAAUGAUUACGAAAAAAUAUUAAAAAGUAACAAUCGUCUGCAAAAAAUAGCUCUUAAUUUAGAAGACGAAAAAAAUUUUCUACAAAAUGAAGCUGACCGGUUAACAAAAGAGUUAGAAACAAGAGAAUUAGCUCAUCAUAUGACGGAAGAUCGGUGUAGUCAGAUGCUCGAAGAAUUGUUAACAAUCAAAGAAGAAUUAAAUAGGGAAAGACUUGAUAAAGAGUUGAUCGAGCAGAAUCGAGCUGAAGCACAAUCUCUACUCAAUUAUGUUGAGAAAACAAAAGGAGAACUUGAAGCUGAAUUACAGAGGGUACUAAUGGAAAGGUCCGAAGUUCACGACGCAUUAUCAAAAGCUGAAUCUUUAGGCACGUCUCUAGAAGAAGAGAAGAAAAGGUUGACCGAAGAGUUGAAAAAUACGGAUGAAGCAAAAACUAAAUUCCAAAAUCAGUUAUCAGAUUUGAAUAAUGAUUUAGAAGCUGUUCGUAAAGAACUUUUGCACACCGAACAAAACCGUUUGGAUUUGGAAACAGAAAAAAUGGCUCUAUUGGAAAAAUACAAAUAUUCCGAAGCUGAAAAGGAGAAAUUGGAAAUUGAGUUGGGUGGUGUGACUCACGAACGUAACGAGCUAAGCGACCAAUUGAUGAAUGCUCAACGUAAAAAAGAUGCAUUAAAUGAAGAACUUAUGAGAUUACGUCAUAGAAUCGAACAAGUCAGUGAAACAAAUGCACGAGUUAACAAACACCUUGAAGAUUUGGUGAAAGAAUGUGAAGAAAAACAGGUGAUGCUCGAAAGCAACGAAAAAGAAAUAAUUCAUUUGCAAGAGCUCAACGCUGUGCUUAAAAAUGAUAAAGAAUCUUUGGAAGCAGCCUUAUUCGAAACGCAAAAUAAUUUCGAGGCUUCUGAAAUCAAACGAGAAACUAUGGAAAAAGAUAUUCAAGAGCUUUUAGGCAAACAAGAUUUCUUGAAAAACGAAAUUUGUCGACUAGAGAACGAAUUGGAAAACAUGUCUAAACAAUUUAACGACACGAAGACCAGCUUGAUGCAGCAACUGAAAUCAUUGGAAAACGAAUACAAGCAGAAAAUCGAUAGUUUGAAAAAUCAAAAUGACGAAAACACCAGACGACUAGAAGAAGAAAAAGAGCAAGUAAGAACGAACGCAGAAAAACGACUACAAUCCACUUUGGCAGAACUCGAACGUAAUAAAACAGAAGAAAUUACGCUCCUGGAGAAAAAAAUGGAAAAUCUUAAACAACACAUCGACAUGCAAAAUCAACAAUACGAAGAAGCCCUACGACGAGCCGAAAAUGAUAAACAACAAGCUCUGUUAUUAGCUCACCAAGAUCAAAAAGCCCUUCUUGAAAAAAUGGAGUCAGUUCGCAAUGAACUGGAAGAAGAACGCGCCGCUCUGGAAAAAUUACGUCGUGAAGCUAACUUGAAAGCUGAGCAAGAUCGUUCCAGCAUAAACACCCUUCGUGAACAAGUCACCAGGUUGACGUCUAAAAUGGACGAUAUGAGAAUAAAAACGGAAGAAGAAAAACAACGACUUGAAAACGAAAUGGAAGAUGUGAAAAAAGAUCGCGAUUGUUAUGCCAAGCAAUGCGAAGAAUUGAAAGUAGAAUUAUCUUUAUCCGAAGAUAGAUAUGAAAAUAUAAAAAUUCAGUUAGCCGAAACUAAUCACAAGUUGAAAGAAAUCGAGAAAAUCGCCGAUAACAGCAGGAGGGAGUUGAAUGAUAUGAAACGCCAAUUAAACGAAUGCGGUAUUGAAAAAGAAAAAUAUCUUCUUUCGAAUAGGGAGUUGAGAGAUUUCAUCAAGAAAUCUGAAGCUGAGAAACGCGAACAAGCACGAUCGUUGGAGGAAUCGCAUCAAAAAGUUGCUGGUUUAGAAGAUAAAAUAAGUCAACUUGAGAAUGAAAAAUCAAAAUUGCAGAAUGUCUGUAGAGAUUUCGAAAUCAAGCUUGUGCAGUCCAGCCAAAGUGCUCAGAAUUUACAACAAGAGCUGGAGAAAUCAAAUUCUGCUAAUCAACAAAAAGAAAAUGAUGAGAAAGAAUUGCUUAUUAAAUUGAAUAUAGAAUUGGAAGAUAAAGACAAACUUCAACAAGAAUUGCAUAUUUAUAAGAAGCAGUUGAUGGACGCUGAAAGAAAUAUCGAAGCUAAUCAGCAAGAAUUGAUGAAAAUACGUCAACGAAUCAGAGAAGACGAAGAAGGAUGGCAUUUAAGGGAGCAGGAAUUAUUAUCUCGGUUAGAAGAUGGCCGAGUUAAAGAAAGGAAAUUAGAAGAUCAAAGACAUAAUCUAGAAUUAUGCUUGACCGAUGCAAAUCAACAAAUGCAAGAACUGAAGUCUCGUUUAGGAGGCAGCGAAGGAAGAGUGCGUGCUUUGGACUCUCAACUUGGCCAACUAGAAAUGACCAAAAAAGAUCUGGAAAACAGAUUGAAAUCGAUUGGAAACAUCUUUAAACGUUUGAAUGUUAUACAGUCCGAAGGCCCUCUUUCUUCUCCUCUACGUGUGUUAGCUCCGCAAAGACGAUGGAGUCCUAGUCGUGCUGUUGCUCAAGAUGCAGUAUUUGAAAAUGGAAGAACGGAUAGUGCGUUUGAUGUAAAUCCAGAAUCUAUUAAGAAAAAUGUCAGAUUCCUUUUACAACAAAUGGCUCAGCUUGAAAGAGAAAGAGAUGAUAUGAAAAUACAAAAUAUAAACAUGAAGAAGCAAUUGGAUGAGAACUACGACACACAGAAUAAAAAUGAAUCAAAAAUUAGCAACAUGGUACAGUGUAUUAGGCAGCUGAAUGAAGAAAAAGGAACACUAGAGAUGCAUUUGGAUCAAAAAGAAGCAUCUUUGAUGAAUGAGACCGAACUUCUAAAGCACAAAAUUGAAGAGAAUCAACAACUCAGAGAUAAAAUAGCAUCUUUAGAAUUAAACUUACAAUCCGGAUGUGAAGAAAAGUUCCAGUGUGAGGAACGGGUUAUGAAGUUGAGAAAUUUGAACAGUCAACUGGAAAAUGAGAGGCAGAAACUGAAAGAAGAUUUAACGAGAUGUGAAUCAAGAUCAGCUCGAUUGGAGAUUCAAAGAAUAGCAUUAGAGGGCGAUUUGAACCGGUUGCAGAUGAUAUUACAAGAAAAAGAUAUUCACAUACAAAAAAUGCAAGACCGUCUGGAAGCUCAGACGAGGACUAUUGCAAAUCUUGAAGAAAAAUGUGAUUCUUUACAGUCAUCUGUAGAUCAAAUGCAUUCAUCCCUAGAAAUCGCCAGUUCUGUGGAAGCAGAUUUACGAGCUGAAAUUCAAAGCUUACAAAAAUCUCUUUCAGAUUGCGCAUUCUCUUCGAGUUCAACAAAUGAUAGAAUCAAACAACUGCAGAAAACGUUAAGUAAUAACGAAAAUGAAAGAAGGUUGUUGACUGAACGAUUAGAAAGAACAGAACGUGCGCUGACAGAAAUGCAUGCCGAAUGUAAAGCAAGAGCUGAACAAAUCUGCGCACUUCAGUCUGAACUCGAUGGUAAAGAUAUACAGAAAGCUCAUCUUGAAGAUCAAUUAAGAUUCGCUAAAUACUCAUCAACCGGUUUGGAUGAUAAAGAUACUUACUCUAUGCACAAGUUACAAAUCGAGUGUUGCGAGCUUCGAGGCAAAAUUGAAAUGCUAGAAGAGAAGCUAAGAAGGGUGGAAUCAGAAAAGAAAACUGUUGAGAAAAAACUAAGCAAGGAAAGAGGAAAAAGUCACGAUAAAAUGGAUACUUCCGAUAUUAUGGCUAGUAAUUACGCUUUUGGUGCCACUUCGAGUCUUAACUUGUCUUAUCUUGAGCACGAGAAUAAGGACUUGAAGCAGAGGUGUAAUCAACUCGAGGCUCAGUUAGCUGAAAAAGAAGCUGAAUUGGCUCGUCUACGUGCUAAAGAUCUUUCCAGAAUCUCCAUGGAUCGGAGCGAUGACAUGGAAAGAUACAGAGCAGGUCAAUUGCGCGCCGAACAUCUUCUCAAAGCUAGAGAGCAAUCACAUCGACAACAAGUGCAACACCUGAAAAAUGAAAUAAGCAAUUUACGCAAGCGUUUAGAUCAAGAGAUGAAACUGAAAAGGAGGUAUUUACUAGAAAGCCCUGCGGAAAACCUUCGUAUUAGACAGCUUCGUGAAACUUUAGCUGACUCAUUACGUACCGUCUCUCAAAACCCUACGUUGGAUGCUUUACUAUUGGAUCACGAAACGAAAAAAUUGAAUUCUUCGUUACAUCUUGUCAAAUCAGACCGUCUAAAAUCAUUGUUACCAACUCCGCGUUAAUUACAAAGUUCAGUUUCGUUAUUGAGAUAUUGAAUUAAAUUACGAAAGGUUGAAAUAUUGAUUCAAAAAGUUACGAUCGAGAUAAAUCUUUUUGAGUGAAAUAGCGAUGAAUUUGAAAUGUCCUGAUGUCAAAAAUCACCAAAAUCAUAGAUUUGAAAUUAUUUAUAUUUUUUUACUUAUGCUUUUUGAAAGACUUUAGUUACGUAGUAUUAUUAUCGCACAAAAAGUGCACUCGUUUAGUCCACUCCAGUUUCAUGAAUGUGGUUGUAGAGACCUCACUGUGAAGGAAUUAUUAUUUCUUAUCGCAGUUGUUUUAAUGAAAUUAUUCUCAAGAUGCCAUUGCUCAUUUAAAAAUGAGUCUUGGAUUUGACGUGAAUUUGUUUCGCGAGUACAAAAUAAUCUCUCAAACUCUAGUCAUAUUUUUAUGAUAUUUUGUGUUUUCAAUAUUGAAUAAAUUUUAGAAUAACUUGUUGCAAUAA
Molecule: messenger RNA, 8222 nt
Organism: Planococcus citri (citrus mealybug)
Lineage: Eukaryota; Metazoa; Arthropoda; Insecta; Hemiptera; Pseudococcidae
Gene: Root
Product: ciliary rootlet coiled-coil, rootletin
Exons: 33
Coding region: 1537-7743 (2068 amino acids)
Source: RefSeq, a predicted model, not a curated record